Messenger RNA from Monodelphis domestica (gray short-tailed opossum), 1449 nucleotides. RefSeq names its product glutamate rich 2 (gene ERICH2). The record is from RefSeq and is a predicted model, not a curated record. Lineage: Eukaryota; Metazoa; Chordata; Mammalia; Didelphimorphia; Didelphidae.
CCUCCCUCCAGGUUUUCUCUCCUCCUCCUCCUUCUCUGGGUCACGCACCCAUCCUCCCCCCACCCCCACGCCACUGUCCUCGAUGGGCGGGGCUUGCCGAUGGAACGCUACGGUUGCCUAGGGGACGGGGCAAGCCUAGUCCGGGGGUGUCCAGUGUUUCACUGACUGGACUUGGAGGGCAGGGCAGCUGGAGCGCGCUGCGACAGAACAAGGCGGUGACUGUCUGUGGGUCAGUCGGACAUUCCUUCUUUUGAGUGGGAGGCACCUCAGCGACCCGAGAAGCGGCAAUGAGCCGGUACUCGCCUCGAUGUUCCGGGGCUCCUAGGACCGUGCCUUCCAAGGCUCCAAGAAUGCUAGAAGUAAUUGGCCCUGAAGGUGAAAUAAUUUUGGAAACUGACUUGAGAAUUUCAGGACGAAAUUGUUUGGACACAUCAGAAGUUAUUAAGGAACCAAAGAAUAGAUACUACAGUAAAUUGCAAGUGCUUGAUGCAAAGGAAGAAGUGGUUAUUGAACCAGCUGAAGCAAUGUCACGUAAAGGACUCCUGAGAAAUGGAAAAGAAUUGGCAAGCAAACCUCACACACCAGCAACACAAUCCUCUCAAAGUAUGACUAAGAUAUCCUCAGAAAAGAAGAAAAUUUCUUCAAAGAGUAAUGAAAAUAAAGAUUUAUUUAUGAAUUCAGACAAUAAAUCACAAACUUCUUCCAUUGUAGGAGAAAAAACAGAAGAAUCAGACCCAAAUAUCUCUGCUCCCAAGAAAACCAUCCCUCAGGAUGAUGCAGUUGAUCACAACUCUAAAGGCACAGAUGAAGACGCAGCAGUUGCAAGCACAGGGAGAAAUAAUGAAUCCUCAGAAAGUCCUGAUGAUAGGCUGUCAGAAAAUAUUAAAGAUGACAAUGAGAAAGGAUGUAGUACGACUGUAUUUCUUGAGAAAAAUGUCGCACCAUUGGAGUUAAUGACAGAGUUCCUAAGAGCAGUAAUGGGUCGAAACUACACUGUGGCAAAAAAAUUAUGUGAAAUGAUACUUGUCUAUGAACCAGAAAAUCCUGAAGCUAAACAGUUUUCCUCACUGAUUGAAGAAAAAUUGCUAAUGGAAAAAACCCAUAGUCAUGAAGAAGAAAGUGAAGAUAGUAGUGAUGAUAGUGAAGAAAGCAGUGAUGAAGAAAGUGAAGACAGUUCUGAUGAAUCCGAAGAAAUAUAAAAAAAAAUUCCUAUGACUCCCAUUGUACAAUGGUUUUUCAUUCGUUUUGGUUACUUUCACCUUUUUUAUUAGCAUUUCCUACCAAAAUAUAAUGAUAAAAAGUAAGGUGAUUUAAUGACAAUGAAAGCAUAUUAAAAAGAAAUCUAUUACUCUCCUGGUCUAAUGGUUUUUUAAUUCAUAUUUAGAAAUAUUCCCAUUAUUUUUAUUAGUAUUCACAAUAAAAACAUUUUAAUCUUUUUUGCAAUAUUAA